This is a messenger RNA of Neofelis nebulosa (Clouded leopard), 1614 nucleotides long. It is a transcript of the gene GSTO2, whose product is annotated as glutathione S-transferase omega 2. NCBI's taxonomy places the organism in Eukaryota, Metazoa, Chordata, Mammalia, Carnivora, Felidae. Gene Ontology annotation, molecular function: glutathione transferase activity; glutathione dehydrogenase (ascorbate) activity. The record is from RefSeq and is a predicted model, not a curated record. Gene Ontology annotation, biological process: glutathione metabolic process; L-ascorbic acid metabolic process. Gene Ontology annotation, cellular component: cytoplasm. The transcript has 8 exons. The coding region runs from base 663 to 1481 and encodes 272 amino acids.
AACACACUGUGAAUAUCAGUGAGCUGUCGACCCACCCCAUUACAGUCUGGUUUCCGGCACAUAUUCUUAAACGUAAGAGCGCAUAACAAUCACCUAAGGCUCACCGCUGGAUUUCCGAUUCGGUGGGUCCAGGGUGGGCUGCAAAGUCCACAUUUGAAAUGAGCUCUCCCCCACCCCCACCCCCGCCCCAUGGUGAUGCAGGCGAUCCGAGGACCGCACCCUGAGAGGCCGUGAGAACCGACUGACUUCACAAAAGGCCUCUUGCCGCAAACCCUCGGCCGCCACCCACGCCCAAGCUCCGGGUGGACUCAUCUCUGCCGCCGUCCGCCUGCCCCACCCUCCAGGCCCCGGUCGGCUGCGGGCACACUUCAGUCGGAUGUAGACCUGGGCGCUGAGCUGCCAUUGCCAGCCACGACCUGGCUUCUACUUUUGCCAGCUACGACACGGCGAGCACUCGCGACUUCGGUAUCCAGGAGCCUGUAACGCGGCCGCCCAUUGGCUCAGCUCCGCACUGCUUGGCCGUAGGGCUUUCAAAGGCUUUAAAGAUUGGCUGGAGUUCCAGGCGCCGCGGCCAGUCGGCGGGAGGGGCAGGCUGGAGCGAAGCUGUCCCUAGAGCCUAAGGCCACGGCGAGGGUAACACGCCGCGCAGACGCCGGGAGACCAUGGAGGAUGCGACCAGGACCUUUGGGAAAGGAAGCUGCCCCCCGGGGCCCGUCCCAGAGGGCCUGAUCCGCGUCUACAGUAUGAGGUUCUGCCCCUUUGCGCACAGGACGCGCCUUGUCCUCCGGGCCAAAGGCAUCAGACAUGAAGUAAUCAACAUUAACCUAAGAAACAAGCCUGAAUGGUACUAUACAAAGCACCCUUUUGGCCAAAUUCCUGUCCUGGAGAACAGCAAAUGUCAGUUGAUCUAUGAAUCUGUCAUCGCCUGUGAGUACCUGGAUGAUGCUUAUCCUGGAAGGAAGCUGUAUCCAUAUGACCCUUAUGAGCGGGCUCGCCAGAAGAUGUUAUUGGAGCUAUUCUAUAAGGUCCCACAUUUGACCAAGGAGUGUCUGGUGGCCAUAAGAUGUGGGAGAGAAUGUGCUGAUCUGAAGCUAGCCCUGCGUCAGGAAUUCUGCAACCUUGAAGAGCUUUUACAAAUAGGAAGUCGUCUACCCCUUCAGGAGAAAUGGAAAAUAUUCAUUUGUUUUUUUCACCCACGAUCCAUCACUUUAAAGAUUCUUGGCUAUCAGAACACCGUCUUCUUUGGUGGAGACUGUAUAUCCAUGAUCGAUUACCUCUUUUGGCCCUGGUUUGAGCGGCUGGAUGUGUAUGGAAUAGCUGACUGUUUGAACCACACGCCAGCUCUCCGGCUCUGGACAGCAGCCAUGAAGCAGGACCCCACAGUGUGCGCCCUUCUCAUAGAUAGGAGCAUUUUCCUGGGCUUCUUGAAUCUUUAUUUUCAGAACAACCCUGAUGCUUUUGAUUAUGGGCUAACUUGCUGAGUCUCAGUCUCCCCCCUCACAUCCAGAAUUCCCAAGCACAUCGUGACUCUACAUCAGGGAUUGUUUUGGUGGGUCAAUCAAUCUCUGUUCAUUUUCUUUGAGGUUCUCAAUAAACGUGGAGACAGAAAACGUA